Molecule: messenger RNA, 351 nt
Organism: Rangifer tarandus platyrhynchus (Svalbard reindeer)
Lineage: Eukaryota; Metazoa; Chordata; Mammalia; Artiodactyla; Cervidae
Source: the annotation of a GenBank genome assembly
AUGUUUAUUCUACAUAAAAAUUUCACAAAAUGGGCAGCUGGUUGUACCAAGACCUUUGGUGAAGGGGUGGGGGUGGGGCGGGGAGUCGCUGUUCAAGAAGGCAACACGGACAGUGGUCAGGAGCGAAGCGGAGGGCGGGUGGGGGCACAGGCCUGGCCCCGUCCCUCGCUGCAUGCACAUGCAUGCACACUCCUUGCCUGUCGACAAGGAAGAGGGCUUCUGGGCGGGGAGCACGGUUCAGACUUGAGAAGUCCCGAGCCGGUGGGGAGGAGGGAGGUGCCCCCUCCCUGGCUGAAUACUGCAUCCGAGACAUCCAACACCCACGUGGUGGGGAUGGGGGGCGGGCAGUAA